AUGACUGGAGUCUUUGACAGCCUCGUCUCAGACAUGCAUUCCAACCAGAUUACCUCCAGCAGUUACCACCAGCACCACAGUUUGCACAAGCCGCAGGAGUCGCCCACUUUGCCCGUGUCCACCGCCACCGACAGCAGCUACUAUACCAACCAGCAGCAGCAGCAGCAGCACGGAAACGCAGGCGGCGGCGGCAGCGCGGGCAGCAACGGGAGCGGCGGGUCGCCCUACGCGCAGAUGGGCUCUUACCAGUACCACCCGAGCGGCAUCAGCGCCGCGCCCUACUCCACCAAAGCCGGCAGCUACGAUCUGGGAUACCCCGCUUCCUACAGCUCCUACGCGCCCUACGGGGCACGGACGUCGCCGGUCAGCAACGAUCCGGCGGAGAAAGAAGAGGGCGAGCCCGAGAUCCGGAUAGUCAAUGGAAAGCCAAAGAAAGUGCGGAAGCCCCGGACCAUCUACUCCAGUUUCCAGCUGGCCGCUUUGCAGAGGCGCUUCCAGAAGACCCAGUACCUGGCGCUGCCCGAGAGAGCCGAGCUGGCCGCCUCGCUGGGCCUCACUCAGACUCAGGUGAAGAUCUGGUUCCAGAACCGGCGGUCCAAGUUCAAGAAGAUGUGGAAAAGCGGCGAGAUCCCCGCAGACCAGCACCCCGGCGCCAGCGCCUCGCCGCCCUGCGCCUCGCCGCCGGCCUCGGCCACCCUCGCCUGGGACUUUGCUCCCCACCAGCAGCGGAUGAGCAACGGAGGCGCAGGCGGCGGCGGCGGCGGGAGCAGCGCGAGUUCCAGCCCGGGCACUCCCGGCGGCGGGGCGGCGGCGGCUGCUUUCCUCGGUAACUACUCGUGGUACCACCAGGCGUCCAGCGCCGCCGCCUCCCACCUGCAAGCCGCCUCCCCGAUCCUGCAGCAAGGGCAGCCGCACCCGCACCACCCCCACCUGCAUCACCACCACCACCACCACCACCACAGCGCGGCCGUCAGCGCAGGGACGAUUUUCUAGCCCGGCUCCCCCCGCCGGCCCAAACACCCGCGUGCGCGCGCGCGCGCCACCCCGCUCCCCGAGUGGAGAUCCGCCGCGAGGCGGGGGGCACUCGCUCAGCCACCCCCCCCCCGCUCCUCGGCGGACUGAGGGAACUCCCUGGUGCUUUGUUGAAGAAUUACUCCCCCCACCUCCCCCGAGGGACUCGGCGCAGCAGCAGCUGGUACUUCUCUCCCCAAAGGGGGAACGAGCCUCCCUUGGAGGGUUGGAUCUAAUCAGGAUUCGCUGCGGCUUUGCUCAGACAUAUGUCAGACACCCACCCCGCCCCGAGGCCAGCCAGCGGCUUUGAAGUCCAGGGGAAGCGACUUCGUUCCAAAAAUCUCCGCGAGAUUUUUCCUUCCUCCACCCCAGGGUUAUUUCUGUCCUCCCCCGCCCGCGCAGUCUCUUCUAUCCUUUCAGUUUCUUGGGAGAGGAGGAGGUGCUUCCCCUCUGUCCUGUAAUCUUCGGCGAACUUCACUAGAAAUUCACUCAUUUCUCAUCAAAUCACCAGUGCAGAAUUUCUUAUUUAAUUUUUUUUUUAUUUUUUGUAAACGUUUUUUAUAGGUGCCUUUGCAGAUGACCUCAUUUUGAUGUUGGGAAAGGGAAAAAAGAUAAAUAAUUUUUAUAUGUAGAUAUUUAAAAUUUUAAAAGAAACCAACCCAGCUGUGUUUAAAUUAUCUUUUUUUAAAUGUUUGCAGGGCUUUUCUUCACAAGGGAAAAAUAUGUUUGUAAUAAAGCUGUUUGUGCCGAUUUUUUUCUCCCCUCUUGGCUUCUUUGUAUAAAAAAAUGAAAAAUAACAAUUCCACAGCCUGUAUUCGUUUGGUGAAUCAAGAUUUGUUACUGCCAUGUUUCUCUCUCUCUCU
Messenger RNA from Eublepharis macularius, 1874 nucleotides. RefSeq names its product distal-less homeobox 2 (gene DLX2). Gene Ontology annotation, molecular function: DNA-binding transcription factor activity, RNA polymerase II-specific; RNA polymerase II cis-regulatory region sequence-specific DNA binding. The transcript has 3 exons. Lineage: Eukaryota; Metazoa; Chordata; Lepidosauria; Squamata; Eublepharidae. Gene Ontology annotation, biological process: negative regulation of transcription by RNA polymerase II; embryo development; cell differentiation. The record is from RefSeq and is a predicted model, not a curated record. The coding region runs from base 1 to 993 and encodes 330 amino acids.